Molecule: messenger RNA, 2878 nt
Organism: Pelecanus crispus (Dalmatian pelican)
Lineage: Eukaryota; Metazoa; Chordata; Aves; Pelecaniformes; Pelecanidae
Source: RefSeq, a predicted model, not a curated record
UAACCUGACAAAGUUAUCCCUGAUAUUCAGCCAUAUGCUGGCAGAACUCAAAGGUAUUUUCCCAAGUGGCCUUUUCCAGGGAGACACAUUCCGGAUCACCAAGGCAGAUGCUGCAGAAUUUUGGAGAAAGGCUUUUGGUGAAAAGACUAUCGUUCCUUGGAAAAGCUUCCGUCAGGCCUUGCAUGAAGUGCAUCCAAUCAGUUCAGGGCUGGAAGCCAUGGCCCUGAAGUCAACGAUUGACUUGACGUGCAAUGACUACAUUUCAGUAUUUGAAUUUGAUAUCUUCACACGACUUUUUCAGCCAUGGUCCUCUUUGCUCAGGAACUGGAAUAGCCUAGCGGUGACUCAUCCUGGUUAUAUGGCAUUCCUAACAUAUGAUGAGGUGAAGGCCCGGCUUCAGAAAUUCAUUCACAAACCUGGCAGUUACAUUUUCCGAUUGAGUUGUACACGACUCGGUCAGUGGGCCAUUGGCUAUGUCACUGCAGAUGGGAACAUUCUUCAGACAAUCCCCCACAACAAACCUCUUUUUCAAGCACUGAUUGAUGGCUUCAGGGAAGGCUUUUAUUUAUUUCCCGAUGGCCGGAAUCAGAAUCCUGACUUGACUGGCUUGUGUGAGCCCACACCUCAGGACCACAUUAAAGUUACACAGGAACAAUACGAAUUGUAUUGCGAGAUGGGCUCCACGUUUCAGCUGUGUAAAAUAUGUGCUGAAAAUGACAAGGAUGUGAAGAUUGAACCAUGCGGCCAUCUGAUGUGCACGUCCUGUCUCACUGCGUGGCAGGAAUCAGAAGGCCAGGGUUGUCCUUUUUGCCGCUGUGAAAUCAAAGGCACGGAGCCAAUUGUAGUAGACCCAUUUGACCCCAGAGGAGGAGGAGGAUUAUUACGGCAAGGGGCAGAAGGAACUCCCUCACCCAAUUAUGAUGAUGAUGACGACGACAGAGCUGAUGAUUCCCUCUUCAUGAUGAAAGAACUUGCUGGUACCAAAGUCGAGCGUCCUCCUUCUCCGUUCUCAGUAGCUCCACAGGCCACCCUUCCUCCCGUGCCACCGCGACUGGAUCUUUUGCAGCAGCGAGUGUCCAAUCCGCCUGGGGCUUCCAGUCCUGGGACCACUUCAAAGGCUGCACCUGGUACUCUUCACAAGGAUAAACCUUUGCCAAUCCCACCCACGCUCAGAGAUCUCCCGCCGCCACCGCCUCCAGACAGGCCACAUUCCAUUGGGACUGAAGGUCGACCUCAGAGACGUCCCCUGCCCUGCACGCCAGGAGACUGUCCUUCGAGAGACAAACCACCUCCUGUGCCCUCCAACCGUCAAGCGGAUCUGUGGCCAUCCAGGCCAAUUCCAAAAGCCCCGUCUGUAGCUCUCAGCUCUGGUGACCCUUGGGCUGGGAGAGAACUGUCAAACAGACACUCACUUCCCUUUUCCUUGCCCUCUCAGAUGGACUCCAGGGCUGACAGCCAUCGGCUUGGGAGCACACUCAGCCUGGACAACCCAGUGAGCUUGAACAGUGGUCCGCCAACAACCCCAGAGUGUGAACACCCCAAAAUUAAGCCCUCCUCGUCUGCCAAUGCCAUCUACUCCUUAGCUUCCAGACCACUGCCUGUACCAAAACUGCCUCCUGGGGAACAGUCUGAAAGCGAUGAAGACACUGAAUACAUGUCACCAUCCUCUCUGCCUGUGGUGCCUCCAGAUCCUGCUGUACAAAAACCAGAGAUCAAAAUGCCUUUGGAAAUGACUCAGAGUUUACGAGUUUUAGACUGCAACCAGCAGACGGAUGGCUGUAUGUAUGAAGCAAUGUACAACAUUCACUCCCAAGCAGCACCCUCUGCUUUUGAGACUGUCAACACUUCUGAUGAAGGGGAUCUGGCAGCAGCAACUGCCAGCAACGGCCCUGAAGAGUCAGAAAAUGAAGAUGAUGGUUAUGACAUCCCCAAACCACCGCUACCGGUUGCUAUUGCUCGUCGCACACUGUCUGAUAUCUCCAAUGCCACAACAGCCUUCAGCCGAAUGUCUUUGGAAAAUGACCCUGUAACAGGUUUUUCAGACGGCUCUCAAGUUCCAGAAAGGCCGCCAAAACCGCUACCACGGAGAAUAAAUUCUGAGCGGAAAGCGGGGAGCUGCCAAACAGGCGGAGCCAGCAGUGGGACCAGUGCAUCACUGCAACUCUCCAGUGAGAUCGAGAAUCUAAUGAGCCAAGGCUACUCAUAUCAGGACAUUCAGAAAGCACUGGUCAUUGCACAUAACAAUAUUGAAAUGGCCAAGAAUAUUCUCCGGGAGUUUGUUUCCAUUUCCUCCCCUGCGCACGUGGCCACAUAGCACAUUACCUCCACACCCACAACUUCUGUGGACCAACUGCCUGGGCAGCCAUAGCCCAGCUACGCACCAAAGGGGAAGGGGGUUCCUUUAGAGACUUCAUGCUGAGGUCAGUCCUGCCUCUUAAGAGAAUCAGUUAUCAGGUUUUUGUGGUUCCAGAUUUCAAAGCAGUGGAAUGAAAUGGAGCAGAGUGGUGUUUUUUACAGUGUAUGUCUUGGAGUCCUUUACCCCUACCUCUUGUUUGAGAGAACAGAUUUAUUUCCAGGGUGUUAGUAGAGAAAGGUAUCGCAGCAAGGGGUCCCCGAGCUGAUGCCCUGGAGACUGGGGGGAGUGUUUUGUGCUGUGAAUUCUAAGUGAAUGCUCUGAGAAACAAAGUCUCGAGGUUGGUGUGGUGUGUCCUGUGGUUUAUGGUACUAGGUUUGGAUCUGUUCGCUGCUGUGUGUCUGGCUCCGGCUUUUUAGAGCAGCUGGGAGGUCACUUUCUGCUGGGAAUAAAUAGGAGACCUUGGAAGAAUCUUUCGAUUGCUUCCUGUUUGCCAUGGUGUUUCCCUCUUGCCUGUAAUAAUAG